GGGUGAAGAGGCUUGCGGUGCCAUCAAGAGAGAAAGGGACCAUGAAGUGUUUGGCGGUGAAUGCCAGAAGGAGGUGAAGGUGCUGGAGAAGUGGGGGAAUGGGAAGGAGCCCUGGAGAGACGGUGCUGUCAAAGUGGAGAUGCCUGGUGUGGCCUUUGAGGCCUUUGGGGUGAAGGUGGGAAAGGAUGAUGCUCUGGCUGGAUCUUUCUGUGGGCCUGCCAAUGCUCUGGCUGGAUCCCUGUAUGGGCCAGUUUCUGCUCCUACUGGAUCCCUGUGUGGGCCAGUUCCUGCUCUGGCUGGAUCCCUGUGUGGGCCAGUUCCUGCUCCUACUGGAUCCCUGUGUGGGCCAGUUCCUGUUCCCACUCGAUCCCUGUGUGGACCAAUUCCUGUUCCCACUGGAUCCCUAUGUGGGCCAGUUUCUGCUUCCGCUGGAUCCCUGUGUGGGCCAGUUCCUGUUCCCACUGGAUCCCUAUGUGGGCCUCUUCCUGUUCCCACUGGAUCCCUUUGUGGCCCUCUUCCUGCUUCCACUGGAUCCCUGUGUGUUUCUGUUCCUAUUCCCACUGGAUCCCUGUGUGGGCCUCUUCCUGCUUCCACUGGAUCCCUGUGCGGGCCAGUUCCUGUUCCCACUGGAUCCCUGUGUGGGCCUCUUCCUACUUCCACUGGAUCCCUGUGUGGGCCUCUUCCUGCUCCCGCUGGAUCCCUUUGUGGGCCUCUUCCUGCUCCUGCUGGAGCCCUGUGUGGGCCUGUUUGUACCAGCAUUGAUGACGGCAAGGUGCAGCUACGUAAAGGUUUUGGGUUCCUCUCUGAAGAUAUGAAGAUCCCGGUUGUGGUUCACCCUUUGCCUCCUGGGACCCGCAUCCAGAUCCAAGGCCCUCUGCCAUCAGGCCUGCUCCACAUGCCUAAAGUGCCGGUGAAAAAAGUGCCACUUAAAACGCAGUCUUUACUGGAGCCUUCUGUAAAGAUCGAAACCAAAAACAUUCCCUUCACAGUACUCCCCGCCGAUGCAGGUAUGCCAGACACUCCAUUUAGCAAGGACAAAAAUGGCCACGUGAAGCGUCCAAUGAAUGCAUUUAUGGUAUGGGCAAGGAUUCAUCGCCCCGUCCUAGCAAAAGCUAACCCAACUGCCAACAAUGCAGAUAUCAGUGUUCAGCUUGGAUUGGAGUGGAGCAAACUGACUGAAGAGCAGAAGCAGCCCUAUUAUGAUGAAGCUCAUAAAAUAAAACAAAGGCACAGAGAGGAAUUUCCUGAUUGGGUUUAUCAACCACGACCAAGCAAAAGGAAGCGUUUUGCACUGCCUGUCUCUGCUAUAUUUCCCGGUGUUUCUCAGAGUGUCAUCACUACAAAUCCAGCUGGCAUUUGUCCCAUCCAGUCACCUGCUUACUCUGUUGUCAUCCCCAAUGUUAAGAACAGCAUUGGAUAUCCAGUCUUGAGCCCCCCAGGGAGUACCCAGGAGUUUCUAUUUUCCCUAGAGGUUUACCUCUUCCCCAGGCUACCCCUUUUCUCCACUCACAUGUCUAUGACAUUGCUCAGCCAGCUGGUCUGUUUGGAGUACCUCUUCGGUUUCCAUUUUGCCACUCUUGCAUUGUACCUGGACCUCACUAUUUCCCAUCAAGCACAUGCUCAUUCAGCCGUCCCCCAUUUGGCCGUGCGAAUUUCCCCAACUCAGUGCCUGAAUGCUUUGGCUUUUCUGAAGACAAGUACCAAAGGCAGGAAUUGAUGUUUCCAGCUCUGGAGGGAGCCUAUCCUUCCAAGGAACACCCAGAAGAAGGCACACGUGAGAACCAACACAUCUGUGUGCGCCUUGAAGCAGUAUCCUCUCACAGCAACUGGAAUGAGGGGCAGGUUGUAAGGCCCGUACC
Messenger RNA from Pezoporus occidentalis (night parrot), 1859 nucleotides. RefSeq names its product SRY-box transcription factor 30 (gene SOX30). Gene Ontology annotation, cellular component: nucleus. Gene Ontology annotation, molecular function: sequence-specific double-stranded DNA binding; DNA-binding transcription factor activity, RNA polymerase II-specific. Lineage: Eukaryota; Metazoa; Chordata; Aves; Psittaciformes; Psittacidae. Gene Ontology annotation, biological process: regulation of transcription by RNA polymerase II. The transcript has 5 exons. Bases 140 to 1717 code for a protein of 525 amino acids. The record is from RefSeq and is a predicted model, not a curated record.